CAGCGCCUGCAGAAUGAUAAACCGACACUCAUCUUCGAAAUGCGGAUUAUCAUUUUACAGGCGCAGGCCCUCCGCAGUUAAAUCUGAAACAAUAUAUAUACAAGAGCGACGCAGGUUGGCAAAGCCAGGUUAAUCAGCUGUUUCCAGAUGACAGCUGAUUCAGUGCGUUGCGACGACGCGGCGCAUGAUGGUGUGAUAUCGCGGAGCACCCCGUUUAUGUACAUUUGUCGCGAUAGGAGAGAGAGAUAACCGCUGAGAAAUGGCCACGAGAAACCUGACGGAGCCGUUCGUGUUAAUGCGAAAUAAUGCUCUACAAAGCAGGCAUAUUUAUGCGGAACAGAAUCUUACCGACCGCGUGGCACUGGUGGAAUCGGACUCUGGCGGUUCCGACAAUGUCGAGCUGAAGGGUGUGAAUGCGGAUAGCGGUGCACCACCCGCCUGGGCGGACGCCCUGGAGGAGACACAGUAUAUCCUGAGCAGAUUACGAGUGAAAAUAGACAGCCUGGUCGAACUGCAUUCCAAGCAGCUGACCAGGCCUACCCUGGACGACACGUCUCAGGAAGAGAGGCAAAUGGAGCAGCUGACGAGGGAGAUCGGACGCGCGUUCUCCAAUGGUUACAGACAAGUACAAACGAUCAAAUCAGCCGGCAGACACGAAAGCAAGCCCGCGGAACGUCGGCUGGCCGCCAGUGCGGUGAUGGCUCUGUCGACUGCCCUGCAGGAGCUGGGCUUGCGAUACAGAUCGGCACAAAAUCAUUACCUCACACAGGUGAAGUCGAGGGAAGAGAGGAACAACCAGUUUUUCACAGAAGAUCAGUCCCUCUUGGCUAACGUAGCGAUGGACUCCUGGUUGACAGAUUCGAAUGAGGCGAGCGCAAAUUCCUGGUCGAAAAGUGAGCAAAGACAAGACUCGGUUUUGUUGCAAUUGGAAGAGCCCGAGGAGAGGAUGAAACUGGCGUUGGAGAGGGAGGAGCAAAUAGGAAGUAUAGUUCAAAGCAUAGCAGACUUAAAACAUAUUUUCAAGGAUCUCGCAGUAAUGGUGCAGGACCAGGGUACUAUCUUAGAUCGAAUCGAUUAUAACAUUGAGCAGACUCAGGUGCAAGUACAGGAGGGCUACAAACAAUUGAAGAAAGCCGACUCGUAUCAGAAGGCCAAUAAAAAGUUGUACUGUAUCGUGGUUCUUGCAGCUGCUAUCAUCUUGCUUAGUUUCCUGUUUAUCAUAACGUAGAAGUAUCUAUUAUUAUUAAUAUAAUAUUUGUGCAAAGAUAUCGGUCGAUUCAACUUGUUGGUAUUUAUCAUCCUGUUUCCGCAAAAUGAAACGUCUUUAUAGAACUUGUUGUAAUAAUGGCAAGCUAUUUUUUAAAAUGAUACGUGCAAUUUUUCUCAAAUGUUAUACCACGAAAACGGUGUAUCAUAAGAUUACGACAAAAUGCCUGACUCAGCUAUUAUAACGGAGAUUAAGCUGACGAAAAUAUUUAACUAUGAAUGUACGCGAUGUGACAUUAAUCUUUUUAAUGAAUGUUAUAUAUAUAUAAUCUUGUUCUCUAAGCCAAUUUUAAAAUGAUAUCGCUCGCAACAUAAUUUGUCCAAUUUUAUUUAGGCGGCCGCACACAAACAUCUUAAUUCUUAUAACGUAUAUACUAAAAAUAAUCAUAAAUAACAGAUUUGUAACAAACAGAAUAAUUUAUUUACCUCACUUAACUCUGUAUAUUUUUAUAGCAGAAAGUUAUAUAAAUUAUUUUUAUUUACAUUGUAUGAUAUUGAUCACGAUAGAAAUGUUGCAAUACGAAUUUUCAUAUUGGUAUUGUAAAACAUUUCUCCAUGUAGAUACAGUUCUGAACAUCCAAUUGUUAAACGAGAUCAUUCUGUAAUAAUAAAAAAAAUGUAAUAAUC
Ooceraea biroi (clonal raider ant) is the source of this 1893-nucleotide messenger RNA. It is a transcript of the gene Syx16, whose product is annotated as syntaxin 16. Gene Ontology annotation, molecular function: SNARE binding; SNAP receptor activity. Lineage: Eukaryota; Metazoa; Arthropoda; Insecta; Hymenoptera; Formicidae. Gene Ontology annotation, cellular component: membrane; endomembrane system; SNARE complex. The record is from RefSeq and is a predicted model, not a curated record. Gene Ontology annotation, biological process: vesicle fusion; intracellular protein transport; vesicle-mediated transport.